UGAGCUCAGUGGGGAGAGAACGUCCUGGUUGAACAGCACUGUCACUCUCUUUCCGGCAUCCAACAUGGCCGACACGGCUAAGAAGGAGGACUUGAGUCAGCCUGGGAAGAAGCUUCCAGCUGUUCCUGAAACCCUCCUGAAGAGGAGGAAAAAGGCAGCUGAGGAUCGAGCAAAAUCCAUCAAGUUCCAAAUCCAGGCAAAUAAGAAGCGAGCAUCCCGAAAGAGGGAGUAUUUCAAGAGGGCCGAGAAGUAUGUGGCUGAAUAUCGUGCCAAGGAGAGGGACCUCAUUCGUCUCAAGCGUAUGGCAAAGAAAUGUGGAAACUUUUAUGUUCCAGAUGAACCUAAACUUGCCUUUGUCAUUCGAAUCAGAGGUGUGAACGGUCUACAUCCCCGUGUCAGGAAGGUCAUGAAACUUCUUCGUUUGAGGCAGAUCAACAAUGGAGUCUUUGUGAAGCUAAACAAGGCAUCCAUCAACAUGCUUCGGAUCUGUGAGCCGAACAUUUGUUGGGGCUACCCAAGUCUGAGUACAGUGCGAAACCUUCUCUACAAACGAGGUUACUGCAAGCUGUAUCACCGACGUACUCCCAUCACUUCCAAUGAAAUCAUCGAGAAACGACUGAAGAAGCGUAACAUCAUCUGCAUGGAGGACAUAGUUCAUGAGAUCUUCACAGUUGGACAGAACUUCAAGUAUGUCUCCAAGUUCCUCUGGCCCUUCAAGCUGAACACCCCAAGUGGAGGAUGGAGAAAGAAGACUACUCACUUUGUGGAAGGUGGGGAUUUUGGAAACCGUGAAGACAAGAUCAACGAGCUUCUUGCCCGUAUGAUCUAGACGUCGAAAAUACAUGUAUCUUGAUCGCAGAUAGAUGUAUAAUCUAAACCUAAGGAAUUCAAGGAAUACAUCUGUCCGUGAGCCCCUGCC
Darwinula stevensoni is the source of this 919-nucleotide messenger RNA. The record is from the annotation of a GenBank genome assembly. Lineage: Eukaryota; Metazoa; Arthropoda; Ostracoda; Podocopida; Darwinulidae.